ACAAAACAAAUACUAGGUCGUGAAGUGUAUUUCUUCACUUCACCAAAAUAUAAUAAAAAUCAAUUCAUAACGUUAACACACUAUUAAAAGGAUUAUGUCGCCUUUAUUUAUGUUCCAAUUUGUACUGUACAGUUUUUGUAUUCAGUUAUUUACAUUGUUUACCUAUGUAGUUUACUACAGCGACUUUCUUUCUGUUCAAUUUCGUGAUGAAUUGCUGCCUGAGUACGAUUAUAUUAUUGUUGGAUCAGGCACCGCGGGCUCCGUGAUAGCCCACAGAUUGGCUACAGAAACCAACUAUUCCUUUAUAGUGCUUGAAGCAGGCAGUAGAAGUCACUUUCUACUCGACAUCCCAAUAGUGGGCCCUGCUAUACACAGGUCUCUUUUUGAUUGGCUCUAUGAGACUGUACCACAGGAUAAUGCUUGCUUUGCUAUGGAGAAUAAGCAAUGCCGGCUUCCUCAAGGCAAGAUCUUAGGAGGUUCCUCAAAACUGAACAACAUGAUACACUUUCGAGGUAACACAUCACAUUAUGUCCAAUGGUUCCACGGCAAACACACAGAAGUAUACAUCACAGAACAAUUUGACUUCUUAGAGAAUAACUUGUUACACCUAGAUAGUCUUCAACAUGAAAGUGAUAUUGCCAACGCUAUAUUAAAUGCAAGUAAAGAAAUAGGUUUUAAUCAGUUAAAGAAGUCUAGUAUAGGGUUUUCCAAAAGCAAAUUGUCCCAAAAAGAUGGUAAAAGAUGGUCAAUGUCUGACAAUUUAGUUGUGUCUGAACAUAUAGCAACUAAUGCUUUAGUAAAAAAAGUAAUAAUUAAAGACAAACAAGCGUGUGGAGUAGAGUUGCUCCUAGGUAAUAAUAAUAAAAAGAUUGUAGCUAAGAAAGGAGUCAUCUUGUCCGCAGGUGCUUUUAAUAGUCCAUCAAUUUUACAACGAUCUGGUAUAGGGCCUUCAAAACUGUUACAAUCUCUAAGUAUUCCUGUUGUCAAAGAUUUGCCUGUAGGUGAAAAUUUACAGGACCAUAUUGGAACCGGUUUAGAUUUGGUUUUGCUGCACAAAUUCCCGAAAAUAGGGGCCCAUGAUGUUGUAAAUCCUGUUAACAGCAUCCAAUACUUUUUACAAGGCAAAGGUCCUCUAACUACUCCAGGAUGUGAAGUCGUAGGUUUUGUUUCCACUAAAAACGAGUCAAUGCCUGAUUUACAAUUCAUGGUUCUACCAACAGGCAUAUCUUCCGACAGAGGAAGUCGUCUUAGAAAAAGUUUAGGAAUAAUUGACAGUGUAUGGAAUGAAUAUUUUGUAAAGAUAUUUGAUAAGUACACUGCGUCCAUUGUGCCUAUAAUACUGCAUCCGAAGAGCAAAGGGACAGUUUUUAUAAGUAACAAAGACCCGAAAAUAGCACCUAUUAUAGAUCCCAAAUACUUAAAUAAGAAAGAAGACAGAAAGAUUCUUAUAGAAGGCCUAAAAAUGGUCAGGAAAUUAGUCGAAACGAAGUCAAUGAAAAACAUUGAAGCAUACAUGAAUCCUCUUCCAUUCCCUGGCUGUGUAGAACACAAAAUUUUCUCAGAUGAUUAUUGGGAAUGUUACAUUAAACAUUUGACUUUAUCCAGCUACCAUCCAGUGGGAACAUGCUCUAUGGGGUUGCCAGGUAAUGCAGUGGUGGACACGAAUUUUAAAGUUUUCGGGAUAACCAAUUUGUAUGUAGCGGACGCAUCAGUGUUGCCAACUUUACCUAGUGGAAAUAUCAACGCUGCGGUUGCCAUGAUGGCUAGCGUAUUUUUUGAUGAGAAUAUUAAAACUAGAUAUGUAGGUGUUUGCCUUAAAAAUGAUAACUUUAAUGAAUACUUGUUUAAUUUAUGUGUUAAAGGUAUUAGUGAGUUAUGAUUAAAGAAAUUGAGAGAAAGAGGGUGUCAUCUGUGAUAUUUGAGGCCACAAAAUGAAAGGGACAAUAUUUUUCUAACACUUUAUUGAAAGUACAUAGUAAGGACACUUCUAAACAUGAAAUAUUUAUUGCAUGUAGAUAGGAUAUUUUGAGCCUUAUGUUUAAAACAACCAUUCCAUGUUAUGACUACAAAAGUUGUAAUAUUAUUGUGAUCUUUUAAAGCUCUAUUUGAGCUAAUACAGAUUGAUUACUUGAAAUAUAGAUACAAAUUAGCAAAUGGUAUUAUUAACUUUAUGUAAAUAAUAUGGUAAACACAACAUUCCUUGAAAUUGGUUUCCUGAAUGCCAAAAACCAGUGGAACACAGGGUGUUAAAAACCACAUCAAAGCAACACAUCUACUACAGCAAUAUUUGCUAUUUGACAUUUCUGGACAUUGCGCACUUACUUUCAUAUGCGCAAAGGUCAAAUUGCAAUAUUGUAUUUUUUAGAUGAAUUGCUUCGAUGUGGCCUACAUAACGUACAUCCGAACAGACGUCUGUUCUUAAUAUGUCCUGGAGCAGGACCGAUAGCUAACGCUUAUCUAACAAACUUAUUUUGUAGGUACAGUCAUGAGCAAUAUAAUGUACCCACUUGAGGACUCUGUCGCACUAACAUAUUUGACAUUUAGUGAGACCUACAGUUCAAUUUGUCAAAAAAGUUAAUGUGACAUGGUACCAAAGUGUAUACAUAUUAAUGCUCGUGACCGUACCUCCUUACAUGAUAAUAAAUAUCUCACAUCCUCUCCGCUCCGCUUUUGCGCUAGUUCCAUUUUUCGUUCCGCUGUACGUAUUUUCAAUAAAGCUAAGCGGAGCAGAGAGAAGCUUGAUUAUUUUUUCAUGAAGUCUUAAUUAUGUCUGCUCAUUUCGUUUCCGCUCCACUCCUCUUUACCUAUCUGGAAACGUCUCUCAUAUCGUAUGGUAAAAGUAGGUAUUUCAAUUGUUAUUGUUACGUUUAAAAAACACUAAGUGCGUUUUCACACUACAUCCGAUUCCGAGAAUGACGGAUAGUAGGAAAUUACUAUGAGAUAUCGGAUGGAUGUAGGGCGCAAGCUACCAUACAAAUAGAUCCCUAGUUCUACGAUCACUUCGGAUACGUCAUUUGACGGACUCGGAACGGAUAAGAAUCGGAGUAGUGUGAAAACGCACUUAGCUCUUAUAAAAUGUAAGUACCUACAUUUGGGUUGUUACAUGCCUACUUAUACAGGUGUUAAUGACAUCAUAACGAAUACUGAGGGGGAUGAUUCAGACCAUGAUUCUGAGUUGAUAUCAAGUGGAUUUUCCUGUCGGAAAAUUCAUGAAAAUUUUAGUGUUUUUUUUAAUUGUUUAGUCUCAUAGUUUUGCGACGGAAAAUUCUACUUGAUAUCAACUUAGAAUCAUAGUAUGAACAAUCCCUCAAAGUUUUCUUUACGAUGUCACUAACACCCUAUAUGUUGUUAAAUAAUUCCUAUAGUAGUAAAAAUACUUUACGGUACUAGUACUUAUUGAAAUCAUAAUUAUUAGGUAUGUAAUAAUUGGUGCCAUAGAAAACCUUUCUUGUUAUUUAUUACAAGUUACAGAUAUUUCCUAUUGUUAUAGAAAACUGCUAAAAAUAAAAUGUAGUAUUGUUUUAAA
Pectinophora gossypiella (pink bollworm) is the source of this 3526-nucleotide messenger RNA. Its product is annotated as alcohol dehydrogenase [acceptor]-like. Gene Ontology annotation, molecular function: flavin adenine dinucleotide binding; ecdysone oxidase activity. NCBI's taxonomy places the organism in Eukaryota, Metazoa, Arthropoda, Insecta, Lepidoptera, Gelechiidae. Bases 95 to 1879 code for a protein of 594 amino acids. The record is from RefSeq and is a predicted model, not a curated record. The transcript has 3 exons.